AUGGAUGACGUCGUUGACCAAUCCCGACUUCCCACCGCCUCCGCCGCAAAGCUUGUCAAAUUAAGGGAGUCUUGUGAUGGUUGCCUUGUUGCCAAAGUCAAGUGCAGCAAAGACAAACCAUUGUGUAAGCGCUGUCUCACAAAUGGAUUCUCUUGUGUCUACAGUCCAUCCAUGAAGACUGGCCGGAAGAGCCAGAAAAAUAAUCCAAAUAAGACAACGAAAUAUCCUCAAGAGCCAACGAACAUACCACCACGGAUCAACAGUCCGCUACAAUCUCGCUCGCUCUUUGAAGCUGUCACCAAUGCAGAUUUGCUCAACAGCACGCAAGCCUCUUUCCAAAAUCAAGAUGCCUCCCAAUUUAGCGCUCACGGUCACCUCCACGAUGUGACGAACGACUUGAUGAUGGACGGGGGCGCCAAUGAGCCAACGAAUAAAACGUAUAGCCAGAUGAUGGACAGAGCCCUGAGUUCUGCGGAUUAUCUUGAUCCGUUCAUGGCCUUCUUCGACCCCAGCAAAGGCUUUGACUUUUCUUCUGUGCCAAUAUCACCGAGUACUUCUCCAGAACAUCCGAGUCUUGAUAGUCUCCCAACCCAUCAAGCUAGUGGAUUAGGACCUUAUGCAAGGGUCGAUAUCUCACCAUCGACACACAGUAGCUCCCCGCGUCGUCGUGCCAGGACUCCGCUUACAUCAUCUUCAUCAGAGCAUAGCCCGAACCAGCACCAGAACCAGUCCUGCGACUGUUUCACUACGUGUGUGCAAAUCUUUCAAACCCUUCACCGUCAUUCGUGCUUGUUAUCAACAUCGCAACAGGAUGGCGGAACUUCUUUCGAUGUCGUCCUCAAUACUAACAAGAAGGCCAUUGAGAGCUGCAUGAUACUUGUGAGUUGCGCUCGAUGUGUGUCAGAGUGUAGCAAAAGCGUCGUCAUGAUGAUGCUUGCUACCAUUGUGGGGAAAGUGAUCAGUCUGUACCGGGAAGCGUGCUCCCUCAUGUUUGGCUCCUCCAACAGCAUGCAGAGCACGGCGCAACUCGCUUUCGGCUCUUACGAAUUCACCGGAGAAAACAGACAAUUACUUGAGAUAGAAAUUCUUCUUCUAGAUUUGAAAAGAGUUGCGGGCGUGUUAAUGGCUUAUUCUGAAAAGUUCUGCGUCGGCACUCCAGCUAAAGAUGAUGAAUUGAGUAUGUAUGAAAGCUUGAAGUCACAUUUAGAGGAAAACCUCCACAACGUCGUUCAAUACCUUACUACACAGAAGGACAGCGUGUCGAAAUGA
Molecule: messenger RNA, 1269 nt
Organism: Bacidia gigantensis
Lineage: Eukaryota; Fungi; Ascomycota; Lecanoromycetes; Lecanorales; Ramalinaceae
Exons: 1
Coding region: 1-1269 (422 amino acids)
Biological process (GO): aflatoxin biosynthetic process; regulation of DNA-templated transcription
Cellular component (GO): nucleus
Molecular function (GO): zinc ion binding; DNA-binding transcription factor activity, RNA polymerase II-specific; DNA binding
Source: RefSeq, a predicted model, not a curated record